Messenger RNA from Leptinotarsa decemlineata (Colorado potato beetle), 2383 nucleotides. RefSeq lists its product as uncharacterized. The record is from RefSeq and is a predicted model, not a curated record. NCBI's taxonomy places the organism in Eukaryota, Metazoa, Arthropoda, Insecta, Coleoptera, Chrysomelidae. Gene Ontology annotation, molecular function: serine-type endopeptidase activity.
AGGAAACAACCAGGAUAUUGUUCGAUAAGAGUCUUCAUGGUCGACUUCAGAAUUGAAAAUAGUCUAGGCUGCAGAAAAGAUUACCUGCUUCUGGAAAAUAAUAACAGAUACUGCGGAAAAAAUUUAUUCGGAAAAUUCAUGACGUUCGAUUUGAUCAAUAAGGACCACGAAGACGUUAGAUUUGUGACGGACUCAUUCCGUUGUGGUAGAGGAUUCUCUGGCGUAUACCAGCAGAUUGCUUGUCAACAACCGGAGCAUCCAAUUAAUCCGGUUAAACCGACCACCACCGUCAUCCCCGUUAUACCGACCCAUUCAAUGAAACCGCCAAUUUGCGACAGAUUCGUGGGAGAGAAGGAGUUUGUUCUUGAAGUGAUCGGGGAUGAAGAGAUUUGUCAUUUUCAGAUCAGGAAAUCCUCAGAGGAUGUUUGCAAAAUCAACUUGUACUUCGAAAAAUUCGAUCUUGUCUGCUCUAUCCAGUCUUUGAGUGCAGAUGGCAUGAUGUUUUGUGGACAUCUAUCGGGACGUAAAGUAUCCAUCAACGUAGAAGGUGACGAGAUCAAACAAGUGAUAUACCGAAAUAGUUUGAAAGAUAAUCAAAAUAAUUUCAGGCUGAGAAUAAUUGGUCAACAAAUAACUGAUGAUUGUUUGUAUCCAGAACCAGAAGUUGAGCCUCAACGACUAACAAAAUUAAAUUCAAUUGGUUUAAGAAAUAAUAGUGACAGAAAUAUAAAAAAAGAUAAAGACAGCAAUGGGUACUUUAUAGCGAUGCAUAACAAACAUCUGAAAGAAAUCUGUGGAAUUGUUACCAAAUCGGAUUUCCUACCGGAAAACUUUUGCGAUAUCUUGAAACGCUUUCGCAAUGCCACGCAGUGCACGAUUCUAGAUAAUAAUUACUCAUAUUUACCAAAUCAGAAGAACAAGCUAAACCUGAUGAAUGAAAGAAAUAUUAUGGAAAUCGAAUAUGAGGAAGUAGACUGUGACAAUACCGAAUACAAGGAAUGAUUAACUAUUAUUAAUAUUCUUUUGUGCCUUCCAGUUGAAGCAAAACAUUUUUUUGAUGAAUGUUCAUUUUUGUUCGAAAGCGCCUAAUUCCAAUCAAUCACUUUGAACUUGUAGAUAUGAGUAUUGAAAUUAUUUGUGAAUGUUCUUUUUCAAUUGAAGAUGAAAAUUUUUCCUAAAAAUUAAGUCUUCGAUGAUAAUUGCAAAUACUUGAUAGUUUCAAUUGGCACCAUUACUUGUUAACGUAAAUGAUAUACAGCUUGUCAAAUCUAGGAAGAGACUUGAAGAUUCUCUCCUCUCUCUCUCUCUCUCUCCUUCUCUCUCUCGCUCUCUCGCUCUCAUAGUCUUCUAACAAACGCAGAUCUAGUGGGCGGGACCAUAACGGAAUUCCGAAAGCUCUUCCUACAUUUGACAAACUGUAUUUAUAUUCAGUUUCAAGUCCAGACGUUUUAUUAUGAAUGCAUCCCCGGCAACAUAUUCAAUGUAAUCAUUGCCCAAGUACUCGAAUCUUCUGAUGAUUUUCGUUACUGAAGUUGAAAAAAAUACUUUCGUCUGAAGUUCUGAUACACCAGGAUAUCCUGCAAAAUAUGACUGAACUUUUUCAAUAACCUUUCAUUUUAUAAAACAAAGUAUCUUCGAAACGAGCACUUGAAUUUCGUUAACAAGGGAUUGUAAAUAAUUCUUGAAAAACAUCAUCUUUUUAAGUUAAACUCCUUUAUAUACAGUGCGGUCCUGAAAUAACGGAUAAAUUGAUUUUCUACGUAAUUAUGAACCAGGUAUCAUACGCUGCCCCUUUCUAUUCAACAUUUUUAUAAGGGAAGCUGUAACUUCUAAGGGUUUGAUGGAGCAGUUGAAUAAUUUCAUUGAAAAAGUGUAUUUUCAAAUAUCAAAAUUGACCUGUUUCAGGACUUUCCAUUGGCAUUCAUAAACACGUAGAAAAUUAAUGUAUCCGUAACUUUAGUACCGCACUGUGUAUAAACAUACAUCAAGAUGGAGCUAAAGAAGUUUUACUUUAGUCGUGUGGUCUAAAGCACACUCGUUUUUUUCAAAUUACGUUUUUGUGGACGUAAUUUUUCCACAGUUAUCGUUGUUUGGUAGCAUAUCUGGGAUAUUUUUCAGUUCUUUUCGGUAAUACGCCUUAUUUUUAUCAUUUAUGCAAUUUGUAUCACACAAAUUAUAGAUUUGAUGUAUUCUUUAGAGUUGUGAUGAAUUAAAAAUUGAAAUAUCAGAUGACUCGACAAUGAUCCUUGUGGUAUGACUUGAUCUGUACCAUAAUGUAUUAUAAAUACGAUCCAUCGUCGUUCCAGUUUGCAAUCAAUUUCAAUCUUUAACAAUUUGCCAGAGACGAAUUACAAAUGUUAAGUAAAGUCUUAUAUAAGAUUAA